Vicia villosa (hairy vetch) is the source of this 1262-nucleotide messenger RNA. Its product is annotated as F-box/kelch-repeat protein At1g74510-like. NCBI's taxonomy places the organism in Eukaryota, Viridiplantae, Streptophyta, Magnoliopsida, Fabales, Fabaceae. The transcript has a single exon. Gene Ontology annotation, molecular function: protein binding. The record is from RefSeq and is a predicted model, not a curated record. The coding region runs from base 1 to 1203 and encodes 400 amino acids. Gene Ontology annotation, cellular component: nucleus.
AUGUCUACAAAUAUAGAAGACCAAGGGGAAGAUUAUAAGGAAAAGGAAGAGCAAAAUAAUCAAGAAGAGGGCAAGCAAAACAGUGUUAUUUUCCCGUCUCAUUCAAAAGGAAAUAACAAUGGUAAACGACAUGCUAGUGAGGCUCCUGAUUCGAGUUUUCUUAUUCAACAUCUUGGUCGGGAUAUAUCAAUUCAAUGUCUCCUUCAAAUGUCAAGGUCUGAUUAUGGAUCAAUUGCUGCAUUAAACACGAGUUUUCGAUCACUAAUUCGAACUGGGGAACUUUAUCAACUUAGGAGAAAAAUGGGAAUAAUAGAACAUUGGGUUUAUUUCUGUUGUGAAGUUCUUCAAUGGGAGGCAUUUGACCCAAAUCGUGGUCGAUGGAUGCGGUUACCUAAAUUAAUUUGCGAUGAAUGCUUUAUGUUAUCUGAUAAGGAGUCAUUAGCUAUUGGUACCGAGCUUUUAGUUUUUGGUAAGGAAUUAAUGGCUCCUAAAAUCUAUAAGUAUAGUCUUCUAACAAAUACAUGGUCCGUUGGAAAAAUGUUGAAUACUCCCAGAUGCUUGUUUGGUUCUGCCAGCCUUGGAGGAAUUGCCAUAUUAGCGGGUGGUUGUGAUCCGCGUGGCAAUAUCUUAAGCUCUGCUGAGCUCUAUAACUCAGAAACCGGAAAAUGGGAAGCCCUUCCAAACAUGAAUAAAGCAAGAAAAAUGUGUUCAGGUGUAUUUAUGGAUGGAAAAUUUUAUGUUGUGGGUGGAAUCGCAGCUGACAAAAUAACACAACUUACAUGCGGUGAGGAGUUUGAUAUGACGACAAAUGAAUGGCGUGAAAUACCUAACAUGUUCCCAAUACGAAAUGGGGUGUUUGAGACACCUCCCUCUUCAGGUUCACCUCCUUUGAUUGCUGUUGUAAAAAAUGUAUUGUAUGCCGCUGAUUAUGCACGACAGGAAGUAAAGAAGUAUGUUAAAGGAAAUAAUUCAUGGGUUACUAUUGGAGGAUUUCCCGAGAACGCCCAUUCAAUGAAUGGUUGGGGACUAGCCUUUCGGGCAUGUGGAGAUCAACUAGUAUUUCUUGGAGGUCGUAGUCUUCAUGGGGGAGGCAUACUGGAAAUUAAUGCUUGGGUCCCAGAUGACAACGCACCACAGUGGAACCAGCUUGCGACAAAGAAUACAAGGAGUUUUGUUCAUAAUUGUACUGUGAUGGGAUGUUGAUGUUUUUUAGUGUUACUUUUGUAAUAUUGAAUUUAUGUUAUUUUUAUUCUAUAUUGAUG